UGAAACACGGAAGUUGCCAGCCGAAGCUGUCAGACGGCCGCCGGCUUUCCAGCCCGCAGCAUGCGGCGCGAGUAAAAGCACCGAGCCAGGCGCCCGCCGUCCGCGCAGCCGGCUCCUGCGCCCUCCGCAUGGCGACGUUACCCGCCGCUGAUCGGAGGGCGUUCGCCCUGAAAAUCAACAGGUACUCCUCUGCAGAAGUAAGAAAGCAAUUUACCCUCCAACCAGGCUUUGCGCAGUUCUGUCAGCGUAGCUUAAGUUCUCCUGGCUUUUCUGCUCUUCAUCUGCCUUCCUUUUAUGAUGCAGUAGACCCAGUAGAUUUCGAAGGCUUCCUAAUGACAAAGUUGAACAACCUGGACUCAGAAAUGGCACAUGAACUUGGUGACUUUCCUGAAGAUGACUUGGACAUUGUCUUUACACCCAAAGAAUGCAGGACUCUGCAACCUUCUAUGCCAGAAGAUGGGGUUGAGCUGGAUUCGCAUGUGAGAGACUGUGUUCAGACUUAUAUACGGGACUGGCUGAUUGUGAAUAGAAAGAAUCAAGGGAACUCAGAUAUUUGCAGUCUGAAAAAUAAGGGAUCCCGAAAAGAUUUUCACAAGCAUCUCCAGAAACAAACAUUUGAAUCAGAAACUUCAGACUCUAGUGAUGCAAGCUUUCAGGCAGGGCCCAGACCUGUGCACAUGCUCCCUGAGGACACCUCCAGGACUGCCCCGGCCUCCUCCGACUUUGACCUGCGCAGCCUGCAGCCAGAUCCCCGCUUGGAAAACCUGCUGCGGCAUGUCAGUGCAGAGGAGUUUGAGAGGCAGAAUGAGGAAGCCCGACGAACCAACAGGCAUGCCGAGCUCCUUGCUCUCUACCCGUCUGUGGAUGAGGAAGAUGCAGUGGAAAUACGACCUGUGCCUGAUCGCCCAAAGGAACACCUGGGCAACAGGAUUCUGGUAAAGCUGCAGACUCUGAAGUUUGAUAUAGAGAUUGAGCCUUUGUUUGCAUGCAUAGCUCUCUAUGAUAUAAAAGAAAGAAAAAAGAUCUCUGAAAAUUUCCAUUGUGACCUGAACCCUGAUUCACUAAGAGGAUUCUUGCGUUCUCAUACACCCUCCACUGACUUGUCUACUCAGGCAAGAUCAGCAGUAUUUUCUGUCACUUAUCCUUCAUCGGAUAUAUACCUAGUAAUAAAGAUAGAAAAAGUGCUUCAGCAAGGAGAAAUUGCAGACUGUGCAGAACCCUACAUGGUUCUUAAAGAAAAUGAAGCUGGCAAGACAAAAGAAAAGAUUGAAAAACUGAAAGCCCAAGCUGAAAGCUUUUGUCAACGACUAGGGAAAUACAGAAUGCCAUUCGCCUGGAUUCCCAUAAGUCUAACUAAUUUCUUCAACGUUUCCACACUUGAACGAGAAGUAUCUGAGGCUGAAGGUUUGAAUGGGAAAGGAUCAACUAGUGAGAAGAGGGCUACGCUAUUACAAGCAAGAAGACUUUCCGAGAGAAGUCUCAGCUCUGAAGAUGGUUAUCCGGUAUCAAACUUCAAAACAAUCUCUCUGACCCUCAGCACCUUCUUUAAACAGGAAGGAGACAGGCUUAGUGAUGAAGAUCUUUUCAAGUUUUUAGCUGAUUUCAAAAGAUCAUCUUCCUUGCAGAGAAGAAUUAAGACUUUACCAGGAACGCUUAAACUGGAUAUCUCUCCAGCUCCAGAAAACCUUGGUUAUUGUCUGACGCCAGAAUUACUACCAGUGAAGCCUUUCCCAGAAAACCGUAGUCGUCCUCACAAAGAGAUUUUGGAAUUCCCAAUUAGAGAAGUGUAUGUUCCCCAUACUAUUUAUAGAAAUCUCCUCUAUGUUUACCCCCAAAGGCUGAAUUUUGCUAACCGACCAGCUUCUGCAAGAAACAUUACCAUCAAGAUCCAGUUUAUGUGUGGCGAAGACCCGUCCUGUGCAAUGCCGGUAAUUUUUGGAAAAUCUUCAGGUCCAGAAUUUGUGCAAGAGAUAUACACAGCUAUCACAUAUCAUAACAAAUCUCCUGACUUUUAUGAAGAAGUGAAAAUUAAACUGCCGGCAAAACUCACAGAGAAACACCAUCUAUUGUUCACAUUCUAUCACAUCAGCUGCCAGCCAAAGCAAGGAGCAUCUGUGGAAACCCUCAUUGGAUAUUCAUGGCUGCCAAUUCUGUUAAAUGAUCGUCUUCAAACAGGACAUUAUUGUCUUCCUGUUGCAUUGGAUAAGCUGCCUUUCCACUAUUCAAUUCACUCUCCUGAGAAAGUUCCAUCACAGACACCACCUAUCAAAUGGGUUGAAGGACACAAGGGUGUUUUCAAUAUUGAAGUGCAAGCUGUUUCAUCUGUUCACACCCAGGACAAUCACUUGGAGAAGUUCUUUACUCUAUGCCAUUCUCUGGAAAAUCAAGUGACCUUCCCCAUUCGACUGAUGGACCAGAAGAUCACUGAGGCUACCCUGGAACACGAACUGAAACUCAGCAUUAUCUGUUUGAAUUCUUCACGACUUGAACCUCUUGUUUUGUUUUUACAUCUGGUACUAGAUAAACUUUUCCAGCUGGCUGUACAGCCCAUGGUCAUAGCUGGCCAGACAGCCAACUUCUCACAGUUGGCCUUCGAGUCUGUGGUUGCAAUAGUGAACAGUCUCCACAACACCAAAGACCUGAGCAAAGAUCAGCACGGGAGGAACUGCCUCCUGGCAUCUUAUGUCUACUAUGUAUUCCGCCUGCCAGACCCUCAAAAAGAAGUGCCAAAACUAGGUGCAGGGGGCAGUGCCUCCCUGACGGAGUCUCGUUAUUACACAUUUGGGCGCACUUCUGCAGUGUCCGUCGGGAGUAAACUCCUGCAGAGCCGAGUGAUAAGCUGCAGCAAUCCUGACAUCACGGUUACACAGACGUCUGCUGAUGAAGAGGUCAAAAACAUCAUGUCAUCCAAGCCUGCAGAUCACAGCUCCAGUCGGAUGUCUUUUUACAUUGAAGGAACAAAUGACAUGCCAGGCAUUUGUGCAAACCCAAGGCCAUCCAGUAAAAAGCAUUUCCACGAGGAGCUAGCACUGCAGAUGGUGGUCAGCACGGGUCUCGUGAGAGAGGCUUUCUUCAAGUAUGCCUGGUUCUUCUUUGAGCUCCUGAUAAAGAGCAUGGCUCAGUACGUUCACAGUAUAGAGAAGCAAGACAAUCUACGAAGAAGCCGUUUCUCUGACCGUUUCAAAGAUGAUAUUACCACAAUAGUUAGCGUGGUUACUUCUGAGAUUGCUGCGCUUCUAGUCAAACCACAGAAGGAAAGUGAACAAGCAGAAAAAAUUAACAUCAGCCUGGCAUUUUUCCUGUAUGAUCUUCUUUCCUUAAUGGACCGAGGAUUUGUGUUUAAUCUCAUCAAACAUUACUGUAAUCAGCUCUCAAUCAAGCUGAAUUCUCUCUCUACCCUGAUUUCCAUGAGACUGGAGUUCCUGAGAAUUCUCUGCAGCCAUGAGCACUACCUGAAUCUAAACCUCUUCUUCAUGACCUCGGCCUCUACACCAGCAUCCCCUUCACCCUCUUUGUCCUCACAGAACUCUAGCUCCUGCUCCAGCUUCCAGGACCAGAAAAUUGCUGGUAUGUUUGACCUCUCAUCAGAAUACCGCCAGCAACACUUUCUGACUGGCUUACUCUUUACAGAAUUGGCAGCAGCACUGGAUGCAGACUGUGAGGGGAUUAGUAAGGUGCAAAAAAAAGCUGUCAGUGCUAUCCUUAGCCUACUGAGUUCCCAUGACCUAGACCCACGCUGUUCCAAAAAAGAGAUGAAGAUUAAAAUUGCUGCUCUCUACCUCCCUUUGGUUGGUAUUAUUUUGGAUUCACUGCCACAGCUCCAUGACUUUACAAUUUCAGAUGCCCGCAGCGGAAAGGGACGCACGGGAAACCCAGAGGAAGAACAGGAGUCUGCAGUUGCAAUCAGUCAAAAUGUGGCACUUGCUAUUGCAGGGAGUCAGUUUAACCUCAGGAGCUCUGGAACAUCUUUGGCGUCUUUGUCCUACAGACAGAGUGCCAUGUUAGGUCCUGAUACUACUCGCAACCUUCUGAUCUGUUUCCUCUGGAUCAUGAAAAAUGCUGAUCAGAAUCUAAUACAGAAAUGGAUUGCAGACCUUCCAUCCAUGCAGCUGAACAGGAUCUUAGACCUCCUUUUCAUUUGUGUUUCAUGCUUUGAAUACAAGGGCAAACAGAGCUCGGAUAAAGUUAGCAACCAAGCACUGCAGAAGUCCCGAGACGUUAAGGCCAGAUUAGAAGAGGCUUUGCUGAGAGGUGAAGGGGCCAGAGGAGAAAUGAUGAAGCGCUGCAGAAUACCAGCUGGGAAUGACAGGUCAGUGGGGCUAAAUGAAAACCUGAGGUGGAGAAAGGAGCAGACUCACUGGCGGCAGGCAAAUGAGAGACAAGAUAAGACAAAAGCAGAGCUAGAUCAAGAAGCACUCAUCAGUGGAAACCUGGCAACUGAAGCUAACCUGAUCAUUCUUGACAUGCAAGAGAACAUCAUCCAGGCAAGCUUUGCAGCAGAGUGCAGAGACAAUCUUUUGGGAGGAGUUUUGAAAGUCCUGGUAAAUUCUCUUGGCUGUGAUCAGAGCACCACUUACCUGACUCACUGCUUUGCUACACUCAGAGCACUCAUUGCUAAGUUCGGAGAUUUCCUGUUUGAAGAGGAGGUGGAACAGUGUGCUGACCUCUGUCAAAGAGUUCUCCAUCACUGCAGCAGCAGCAUAGAUAUAACAAGGACUCAAGCCUGUGCUACUCUUUAUCUCCUCAUGAGAUACAGCUUCAGCUCCACAAGUAAUUUUGCAAGAGUGAAGAUGCAGGUGACCAUGUCACUAGCUUCUUUGGUUGGCAAAUCACCUGAGUUUAAUGAGGAAUUCCUUCGACGAUCUUUACGAACCAUCCUGGCCUAUGCAGAGGAGGACGUGGACAUGCAGGCAACUCCAUUUCCCAUUCAGGUAGAGGAGCUGCUGUGUAAUCUGAACAGCAUCCUGUCAGACACAGUGAAAAUGAGGGAAUUUCAGGAAGAUCCGGAAAUGCUCAUGGAUCUUAUGCACAGAAUUGCCAAAGGGUACCAGACAUCACCCGACCUGAGACUGACUUGGCUGCAGAAUAUGGCAGAGAAGCACACCAAAAGGAAGUGCUACACAGAAGCAGCUAUGUGCCUCGUCCAUGCUGCUGCGCUGGUGGCAGAGUACCUCAGCAUGCUUGAAGAUCGCAGCUAUCUCCCAGUGGGCAGCGUCAGCUUUCAGAACAUUUCACCCAAUGUGCUGGAGGAAUCUGCUGUUUCAGAUGAUGUUCUGUCUCCAGAUGAAGAUGGCAUUUGUUCUGGGAGGUAUUUCUCAGAAAGUGGCCUGGUAGGGUUACUAGAACAAGCGGCAGAACUGUUUAACACGGGAGGGUUGUAUGAAACUGUGAAUGAAGUAUACAAAAUUGUCAUCCCCAUACUGGAAGCACACCGAGACUUCAGAAAGCUUACCUUGACACACAGCAAGCUACAGAAGGCCUUUGACAGCAUCAUUAAUAAGGGCCAAAAGCGAAUGUUUGGAACUUACUUCCGUGUUGGUUUCUAUGGAUCCAAAUUUGGUGACUUAGAUGAACAGGAAUUUGUUUACAAAGAGCCUGCAAUUACUAAACUUCCUGAGAUUUCUCACAGAUUAGAGGGAUUUUAUGGCCAGUGCUUUGGGGAAGAUAGUGUGGAAGUGAUCAAAGACUCUGCUCCUGUAGACAAAAGCAAGCUGGAUCCCAAUAAGGCAUACAUACAGAUUACUUUUGUGGAGCCAUAUUUUGACGAGUAUGAGAUGAAAGACAGGGUAACUUACUUUGAAAAGAACUUCAACCUCUGUCGUUUCAUGUACACUACGCCUUUCACCAUGGAUGGGCGCCCUAGAGGAGAACUUAGUGAGCAAUACAAGCGGAACACCAUCUUGACCACAAUGCAUGCUUUCCCCUACAUCAAAACUAGAAUAAAUAUCAUCCAAAAAGAAGAGUUUAUUCUAACACCAAUUGAAGUUGCUAUUGAAGAUAUGCGGAAAAAAACACAAGAACUAACUGCAGCCACGAACCAAGAACCACCAGAUGCCAAAAUGCUACAGAUGGUUUUGCAGGGCUCAGUUGGAGCCACUGUAAAUCAGGGACCACUAGAGGUAGCGCAAGUGUUCCUGGCUGAAAUUCCAGCAGACCCCAAACUUUAUCGACAUCACAACAAACUGAGGUUGUGCUUCAAAGAGUUCAUAAUGAGGUGCGGUGAAGCAGUGAAUAAAAACAAGCAUCUUAUUACUGCUGACCAGCGGGAAUAUCAGCAAGAACUCAAAAAGAACUAUGGGAAGCUGAAGGAGAACCUUAGGCCCAUGAUUGAGAGAAAGAUCCCAGAGCUGUACAAACCUGUAGUGAAAGUCGAUAGCACAAGGGAAUCAUUUCGUAACCACAGUUUCAGGAAGUACGAUGCCCAGACUUCACAGAGCACCUAAGGACUAGCUUCUGCCAAGGAAGAGCUUUUUGCCACAAGCCAGAAGUGAUGGGGUAUUCAACAGCAGUGAAAUCAUAAGUCUCCUCAUACAGAACGGCAUGUGUGCUUUCUGGACAGCAUGCAGAAAGGCAUUUACAUGUGAUCUUGGAAGACUGUGGGAUGACUCCAAAUCAUCUGUAAAUCAUGAGAGCUUUGAAGGGAGGGGUUGCUUUUUAGAUGCUUUGCAUUUAUUGUAAAAUAGUCAUGUAAUGCCAAGGGGGAUGCCAUUGAAAUGGUCAGUGGCAUGAAACUAGUCAUGACGGGAAGACUCAAAAUUCUGUGAGGGUUGGAUGAGGUGUUACUUGAAUCCAAACAAGACAUCUACUGAGUGCUGAGGAAUGAUGUCUAUUUACUUUCCUUUUCCAAGACAGCAUUUAUCCUUGUCCAUUUUGCAGGAGAGCACAUUCUGCAAGUUAAUCACAUGCUUAAAUGCUUUCUUAAUGACAGGGGACAUAGGUCCCUGCUGAGUGUCCACUGAGCUGGAGCUUUAGGUAGGAAAAAUUCCCUUGGGCAGUUUCUGUCAUCAGUUUCCAUCACAGUGUUGAACUGCAGAGAAUGUUAUUCACGAAUUCUCUCGCCAAAGCUCAGAAAGUAAGAAGAAGCAGCAAGGAAUUUUUACAGAUUUUUAAGAAAUGUUUAGAUACAGAGACAGCAACUUGACACACAGUUGGAUUUCUUAAUAAUUAAUGCCAUGUUCAGCAAAGCUAACAAGUAAUAGUUUAAAUAGAAGGCGCUAAGCUAUGUAAUUUUUAUUUUGUGAUUUUUAUUAUGUAAUGCCAUUAUGUAAAUAACCUUAUUCAAGGUCGACUACAACAGCACGCAGUGAGAAUUUCCUACAGUGCACUUACUCAGGCUUUACUGCAUCUUUGGAGAAAUUAGCACAUAAUUUAUGAUGCCUAAUGCUUAGAAUUUUCUGAGCCCUGGACAAACGUGUUACUAAAUAAUCUUUACAGCACUUCUCUGAAGUAAGGAAAUAUUACUGCUAUUUUGCAGAUGGGGAUAAGGAUGUUGAUACGCAACAAGAGCUACUAAGACUUCAGAACUCAUUUAGUGAGGCCACGGCAGAGUCACAGUCUGCACUGGGACCUUGUUUAUUGUGUAAUGCUCGUGUUUUGAAAUAAAGUUCUCUUGAUAUUA
Messenger RNA from Numida meleagris (helmeted guineafowl), 7618 nucleotides. It is a transcript of the gene DOCK8, whose product is annotated as dedicator of cytokinesis 8. Lineage: Eukaryota; Metazoa; Chordata; Aves; Galliformes; Numididae. The record is from RefSeq and is a predicted model, not a curated record. Gene Ontology annotation, cellular component: cell leading edge. The transcript has 48 exons. Gene Ontology annotation, biological process: positive regulation of establishment of T cell polarity; positive regulation of GTPase activity; positive regulation of T cell migration. Gene Ontology annotation, molecular function: guanyl-nucleotide exchange factor activity. The coding region runs from base 129 to 6443 and encodes 2104 amino acids.